Acanthoscelides obtectus is the source of this 549-nucleotide messenger RNA. The record is from the annotation of a GenBank genome assembly. Lineage: Eukaryota; Metazoa; Arthropoda; Insecta; Coleoptera; Chrysomelidae.
AUGUGCCUUUUAUGCAACAAAGUUUUGGGCAAUGACGCUAUGAAACCAUCUAAACUGCAAAAUCAUCUGAGAAGAUGCCACCCUGAUAAAACAGAGAAAGAUUUGAAAUACUUUCAAACACUCAAAGAUAAAUUUCAGAAGAGACCUACACUGGACAGAAUGUUCGCUUCGACGUCACAAAGAAAUGAUGAUGGUUUGCGGGCGUCUUACAAUAUCUCGUUACUUAUAGCAAAAUCCGGAAAACCGCAUACUAUCGGAGAGAAGUUAAUUUUGCCAGCCGUUGAAGAGGUUUCAAAAACUGUUUUACACAAACCUGCAUCUGAUAUCAUUAAAAGAAUUCCCUUAAGCAACAAUACUGUUGAAAGACAUAUUGAUGAAAUGAGUUCUGAUAUUGAAAGCUUCUUAUGUAAUUAUUUGCAAACGAUCCAUUUCUCUAUACAACUGGACGAGUCAACUUUACCUGAUAAUGCAGCAUUAUUAUUGGCAUAUGUUCGUUUUAUUAUGAAUCAAGAAAUCUACGAAGAACUGCUCUUUGAUAACCUACACUAA